UUUCAAUUUUUUGAACUUACUUGUGCCAACUUCCAGGAUUUGAUUCAAAAUUACGUAGAGGAAUUGUGCGAUAGUUGGGGGAUUUACUGUGUUACUUCGUCAAAUUUGAUUCUGCAACACUAAUACGGACACAUUGGCUGCAAAUCUGAAGUUAGCACGUCGAAACGCGAUUCAGAUGCCGUACAAUUUCUGAACGUGUUCAUCGGGAACGCGGUAAAGUUUUUUGUAUGAGUUGAAUGCUGGUUGCGGAUAAGGGGAGGCGAAGGGAAGGCCCGUGAAGCCUCGGCUGUGGAGUGGCAAUCAUGGCCGGAAAUUUUGACGCUGAAGACCGUGGAAGCUGGUUUUGGGGUAGAUUAAGUCGACAAGAGGCUGUUUCUCUGUUGCAAGGACAAAGGCAUGGGGUUUUCUUGGUGAGAGACUCAAUUACAUGCCCUGGCGACUACGUGCUGUCCGUUUCAGAGAAUUCAAAAGUCUCGCAUUAUAUAAUCAACAGCAUCAACAACAAUCGUCAGUCUGGUCCAGGUCUGGCACCUCCUCGCUUUCGCAUCGGGGACCAGGAGUUCGAUGCCCUGCCUGCUCUCCUGGAGUUUUAUAAGAUCCACUACCUUGAUACCACCACACUAAUUGAGCCCAUCAACAAGGCCAAGCACUCGUCUUACAUCAGCAGCGCUGGGUGUGGGCCGCCCCUUCGCCAAGAGGAGGAGCUGGUGCGGGCGCUCUUCGACUUCCCCGGCAAUGACGAGGAGGAUCUUCCAUUCCGUAAGGGGGACAUUUUGCGGGUGCUAGAGAAGCCCGAGGAGCAGUGGUGGAAUGCCUCCAACAGCGAGGGCCGUGUGGGCAUGAUCCCCGUGCCGUACGUGGAAAAGUACCGCUCCGCUUCGCCCACCUCGGCCGCGCUGGGCGGAGGGGGACCGGGUGGGGUGCCAAACACGGGCACCAACGAUGGCCAAAACAGCCAGGCCCCUCCUCUGCUUGGCGAACCUGGUCCCUAUGCCCAGCCCACGCCCCUACCCAACCUCCAGAACGGGCCGGUCUUUGCCAGGGCCAUCCAGAAGAGAGUGCCCAAUGCCUAUGACAAGACUGCCCUGGCUCUUGAGGUGGGUGACAUGGUUAAGGUGACCAAGAUCAAUGUGAACGGCCAGUGGGAGGGUGAGUGCAAGGGCAAGCGUGGCCACUUCCCCUUCACACACGUCCGGCUGCUGGACCAGCACAACCCCGAAGAUGAACUAAGCUGAGGCUACUGCGUGGACCCUUCCCCUUUCCUGUGACACCCCCCCUCCCCCCUUCUUCCCCACCCCUCCCCCCUCAUGCUCCCACUCCUCCACUGUCACUCCCCACCAUCCUCCUUGCCCCCCUCCCUCAUGGCCCACACUCACUGCCUUCUCCCCCGCACCACGCACUCACUGCGUCACACGUGUGCGCCCUCACCUUAACGUCCGCCGCCUCACAUGUGUUUUAUCUGCUUCGGGUCUGCGCUCUAGCCUGGCCCCCAUAACUCACACACUUUGCGUAGAAGCUUAGGCGUCCACUUAGGCGUGUUUUGGAGCCCCCUGAUGGAUUGAUGUAUUAUCCAAUGAGAGGUAAGAGAAACAUAAGAGGGGUGGAGUGUGGAGUGCACCUCAAGACUGGGGACGAGUGCGGCUGGGGACUGAGGUAAGCCGUUCCUCCUGUGACUGUAAACGCUGAAGAAACGCCACACACUACAUGUGCCGGCCUACUGGAAGGAGACAUUACAACCAGAGGCUUUGUCCUACACUACAAGCUCACAACCAAGUUCAGACAAGGUUCUAAUGAUCUUGCGCAAAAAAGAAGUAACACAAGGAUGUACUGUCAUGAAACAUUAGGUAUUAAUAUGUUUACCAUUGAGCUAAAGAAGAGUCCCAUUUCCUUCAUUCUGACUUGUUCACUCUAAAAGUGUUCAGUUUUGAUGCACUGCUCUGUGUUUUUUUUCUUUUCUUUUAAUCUUGUGGAUAAAAAUUGAGCCCUGAACAAUGAGAAAUACCUGGGGGGUGGGGGGGAAGAGCUGUUUAUGAUUCAGCGUUGGACAAUACUGGGAAAGAUAAUUCUGAAGUCGUAUUGCGGUCGCAAAUGUGCUGCAAUGAAAAGUGCACACAAGUCAUAUUAAAAGAUCUCGGAACUGAUUGCCUGGCAGAUACGGAAGGCUAUUGCUCAGGUUGAAUGUAAGGCAAUGAGGUUUUGUUUUGUGUGAACUUCCUUCCCUUGGCGUUGGCUUUCCUGGACUCAUUUGUACACGUUAUAGGAAAUAAUCUUCCCAACUCACAAUACAUGAUGUAGGAUUUCAUGAAGUUUGAAAAUAACAACUGUUAUGUCACUCAUACACUACUUAACCCCUCACUCCCUUUUUAUUUGCACAUAUAACAUUUCUUUUGAGUGAUACAAAGCACCCUGUGGUCUGACCAAUCACAUUUGUUUCUGCCAUGGUGUUCUUUCACGCCUGUCAAGUGCAGUAGUGGCUCGUCAUUGUAAGUGCCAGCUUGUGGAAGCCGGACAUUUUGUGGUUUGUCCUGGUACAUGUUAGAAGAUCUCAGCGGUCCUAGAUUUGCGGCAUGGCUAAAUUCAUCCGACAUAAAAUCAUUAAAUGUGCUUGUUCUACAAUUUGAAAAAUAAAUUAGACAAUCACUUGGUUGUAAUCACAGAAACAAAUGUGAUAUAAUCUGAUAGACCGCGUAGAUUAUCUGCCCUUUUUUUUUGCCUUUUUAAUGAUAUAGUAUGGAUAUUUGGAACUUAAAUGUCAAAGGUUAAUAUUAAGUUUAAGGUUGAUGUUAAUAUGAACACUAUCUGAUGAAAAGUCUUUCAGAAACCAAUUAUGGACGUCCUCAUCAGUCAUUUGUAGCGUUUUGCCUACCCCCAAUCUUGGCAAAUUAUUUGUAAUUGAAUUUUGAGUGAGAAUCUUGCCCUGAGAGUAAUGUGUGCUGCUUUGUUUAUCGUGACAUGAAGAUCGAAAGGGCUUGAGAGACUGCUUUAUCAAGUGAAUCUUUCCACUGAACUUAGUUGUGUUGUCUGUCAAUUAAUCUGAAGGAAACAGAAUGAAAAACGCUUUUUUUUUGUCCUCACAGUUUACAACCUUUUUGUUUUCACUUAAAUAUGUCACCUAUUUGUGCCAAUGUCUUUAUGGUAGACAUCUUUUUGUUGCCAUAUACCCUGAACUUAUGUGACCUUGGUGUUGUCAAUGAUCAUCUAACCCUUAUCACCGCAGAUUCUUUCUCUUGCUAGUGGCAGCCUGAAUCUCCUUAGUGCUGAACCAUGCUACAUUUUUGUAAAGAAAUUGUGCCUAAUAUUUUAUUUUUUAUUUUCCAUUCCUAAAGAAAGCAGUCACAACCUGCUUUAUGGCACAGUACCUUUAACAUAAUUAAUUUAUCUGAGAAUUAUGGAACAUACAGUAAUACAUUAAUUCCAGUUUCUGGUGACAAGGAUUCACUUGUGACAAAGAACACAGAAGGCACAGACCAGAGAGUCCUAAAUUCAGCAGCAACUGACCAAGAACAGUUACGUUGACUCCUUUUAUUUGUGGCGGACACAUUUUCAUGCAUGCCCAUGUUUCUUGUAAUCAUUUUAUUCCUUCUGUACCUGUCAAUCAUGCCUACAAUUUAAAUAUGUUAAAGCAUCAUAUUUUAAUUAUGUGUUUAUGUAAGUUCAUUACAUUUGGAGGGAUGGGGAAGAGUUAACCUUAAAAAUGUCAGUAUGUUAAUAUCAAAAUGUGCCAUUGUAUUAAACACUAUAUUCUUUCAAAACAAUUUUAAUUUGACCCGUUUGUUUUCUGUAUCAUGUAAUUUGUUCAAAUACAUAGUUAAUAAAGUGUUGCUAAUG
Sardina pilchardus (European sardine) is the source of this 3828-nucleotide messenger RNA. It is a transcript of the gene crk, whose product is annotated as v-crk avian sarcoma virus CT10 oncogene homolog. The transcript is spliced from 3 exons. Gene Ontology annotation, molecular function: signaling adaptor activity; receptor tyrosine kinase binding. The coding region runs from base 303 to 1235 and encodes 310 amino acids. Gene Ontology annotation, biological process: cell migration; signal transduction. NCBI's taxonomy places the organism in Eukaryota, Metazoa, Chordata, Actinopteri, Clupeiformes, Clupeidae. The record is from RefSeq and is a predicted model, not a curated record.